This is a messenger RNA of Phialemonium atrogriseum, 1646 nucleotides long. RefSeq lists its product as uncharacterized. The record is from RefSeq and is a predicted model, not a curated record. Lineage: Eukaryota; Fungi; Ascomycota; Sordariomycetes; Cephalothecales; Cephalothecaceae. Bases 265 to 1149 code for a protein of 294 amino acids. The transcript has 6 exons. Gene Ontology annotation, biological process: mycotoxin biosynthetic process.
UUGGGUGCACCUACCUGGCUACCAGUUAUAAUGUGACGGGGGUGGCGCGUGUCGAGUUGUCUUUUUGAGUGUUCGUUCGGGAACAAAGGAAUGCUUAGUCGCUAGGUUGGCGGCGGCGGCUCUUAUUCAGACCCUUUUUCGGACAACAGACAAUAGGGGGGACGGGGCGUCGUUGGCAAUCCUAAUUUAUACGCAUUCAUUUUCCGACCAUGGGGCACCCUCACCUUGCGAUAUCAGACUUCCUCGUCUGUUUUCUUCCCAACCAUGCCAUCUCAGAAGUACGAACCACUCCGCGGGUCCGCGCCUGGACCCGCGCCUGGACCCGAGGCAGCCGAGUUUGAACGGCCAUGUGCCGACUACGAAACCACAUCGCUGAGAUGCAGGAAGCAAGUCAGAGCGAUCCGGGCUCUGGUCGUCUUGAACAUCUUCUUGGCCACGUUGCUCUGCAUCGUGGUGUUCAUGUGGUGGCCACAGAUAACCAGCAAGUCCAACCGACCUUACUCUCCGGCGUGGGAGGCGGUGCGAUAUGUCAACAAGCGUUUCAAGCGCGAGGAACUCUUCCACAUGGAAGACGAGACGUCUGCCGAGCUGGAUGCAGCGUGGAAGAACUUGACCGGCCCUAGCGCUGGACACGUCCGGCUUCCCCUGGACGAGGCGAAGAGGAAUGUUCCUACCUUGGAGCUUUAUUACGAUCCCGGGUACUACCUCUACGGUGUGAGCGUGUUUCAUCAGAUGCAUUGCCUAGAUGUCCUUCGAAAGUCUUACUAUGGCAAGCACUACUUCCCAGAGAAGACCGAGGCGGAAGUUCGCAUGCACAAAAACCACUGUCUCGACUACCUCCGCCAGUCCAUCAUGUGUAGCGGGGACGUGACGAUCGAUCACUGGUUCAACUACACCUUCACCAACCCAUCCUUCGACCCGGCCGACGGCUCAGCCUCGGGGGAGGCGCUGGGCCUGGACUGGACGCAGCACUACUCGGCCGAGUACAUGGCCCUGAGCCCGCUGGAGCGGACCACGCGGGCGGGCCUCCUCUGGGACACGGAGCACCAGUGCCGGGACUACGAUGCGCUGUGGAGGUGGGUUGAGGGGAGGCAGCUGGUGAACGAGGCGUAUGUGGAGGAGUUCAACCGUACCGAGGAUGUCUUCUGAGGCCUUGGUUUUGCCCGUGCCAGGGGGGAGGGCUUCUUCUCGGAGCAUACUGUACCGCUCUGUGAGAAGACCUGCAUCAUUGAGGUUCGUUGAAUGCGUUCAUGGGUUCGUGGGGUUGAAACGGCCUGCAAAGGCCACGAACCAGAGGCAGUGGAGCGAAACAGUGGUUAGUUCUUCAGGGCAGCAGUGAAGUUAGUUCCACCUCACAGCCUUCUCGAAGCCUUAUUAAAGGAGAGAAUGCAUGUGCCUCGACUAGGCUCUAUUGCACGAGCCUUCAAGGUGAUAUUCGAGGUCAGGAUGGAUGCAGGGUAUGUACUUGCUUUCCAAAGGCGGGUACGUACCUUGGGGCCCUUGGCCCGACACCUCCGACGCAGUGAAAUCUUAGGCUCGGCACGACCUUCACAACCCUCUUGUACUUGCUAGCGACAUACACCUUGGGAAACUCCCAGCCACUGUUUAAUUGAACAUGAAGGGGCAGAAUUUAUGCUGCUGUUUCU